GAUAACUCGUCUGCGAGCCGUGAGCUCACCAAGCCUUGACCAAGUUCAGAGUCGCAAUCGCCCUCUGCCGGAGGAGAGGCGCCAGUGACACUACCCGACUGCAGUAUACUCCUGCUCUCCGGCUCAGGGCUCUCAUUCGCUAGAAGAUGGCGGACUGCACUUCACUGUUGGAUGAGGAGCUCUCUUCUUUCGUCUUCAAUUACCUGACAGAAAACACCGGGAGCCAGUACGGGGAGGAAGAGGUCUAUUCUGACCGCCUGGACGCGGACUUUCCCGACAUUGACCUCUCCCAGCUGGACGCCAGCGACUUCGACUCGGUCAACUGCCUCAGUGAGUUACGAUGGUGCAACGACCAGUCAGACGCCUCCCCAGCCUCCAGCUGCUACAGCUCGGGGGACCCCGAGCUCUUUGAGAUAGAAGACGAAAAUGCGGCGCUGCUGGCUGCUCUCACAGACAGCCUUGACGGGAUGGUGGACGAGGUGGGGGGGCUGUCUGGGUUCCCCUCGCUGGGGGAGGGGGGAGAGGGGGAGGAGGACCUCCCCUUGGAAAGUGACCCCUUCCCAGCCCCCCCUAGCCCAGAGACAGAAGACCCGUCUCUACUAAAGAAGCUCCUGCUCUGCCCCACCAACGUGCCUGUCAGCUAUGAAAUGCACAAUCAAGGCACCACACAUCGCCAUAGCAAUGGACACCCCAACCUCAAGCCCCAGAGGCCUUCAGUAAAGCCUGCUAGCGCUCAGGAGCGGAAGCCCAGACUCCCGCGUCCGCAGGGCCGCACGUGCACCGAGCUGCACCGCCACUUGACCACCGCCCGGGAGGCCGAGGACACCGGGGCGGAGAGCGAGUCGGAGGAAGAGGAGGAGGGGGACUCUUCCAGCGAGGGCGAGGGCGAGGCCCCGGCCGCGCCCCCUUCCCCGCAGUUCAGCUCCGAGGAGGAGCUGCGCUCGGUGGUGGAGCUCGUCAAGUACAUGCACACCUACUGCAUCCCCUCGCGCAAGCAGCUCGGCGCGGACAGGAGGGAGCGCGAGGGCCCGGGCCCCGCCCGGAAGCUCAGGCCCGAGGGCCCGGCGGGGAGGCCGCAGCCCCCGCCGCCGUGCCCCAGGGCCGCCCCCCCCCGCUCCGUCUUCGCCCGCAGGAGGGAGGGGAAGGGGCACUCGCUGCUCCAGGAGCUCCUGGAGUCGGCCCGCCCCUACGACGUGAGCAAGCCUUACCGACUCCACGGCCCCCCCUACUCCCACGGCAGGGGAGCGGCGCCUCCGGACACGCCGCCCGGGCCCGCCCACGUCCACGCCGAGCCCAGAGACUCGAGAGGCAGGGACCAGGCCCUGGCCUCUCCCCCGGCGCAGCCCGGAGCCGCCAGGCCAGCGAAGAAAACCCAAGAGGCUUCCUUCUCAGUGCGGCGGUCCAGGAGGCUCGCCUCCUUUCCCGGACGCUUCGCCAAGAGGCCCUGGGCAGCGGGGGGCCGGGGGAGGGCCGAGACGGGCCCUGCCGCCCGCCCCGCGGAGGAAGCUUCCGGCGGGGGCGCUUCCUGUGAGGCGGGCCGGACGGGCCAGCGGCGGACGGCCGCGCCCAGCUCGCCGUGUGGCCAGAGCGAGAAGCGUGCCUGUCUGUGUCUGCCGCUGACUCCUAAAUCCACAGGGGAAACACAAUACGCUAACAAGCCCUUCGAACAGACACUAAGUGUGGAGCUGUGCGGCACAGCAGGGCUCACACCUCCCACAACACCCCCCCACAAGCCGGUGGAGGACGACCUCUUCAAGCCCGAGGUCAAGGGGGAGUCUCCGCCGAAAGCGUCCUGGCCCCCCGCGGGGUCGGGAGGAGGCCGGCUGGCGUCGCGGAAGCUUCCGGAGCAGACGGAGCUGUACGCGCACCUGAGCAAGGCGGGCGAGGGCGCGGAGGGGGAGGAGCCGGCGGGGCAGGCCGGGAGGGCGAAGGGGGCCGGCGCCCGGACUUUCGGGGACCACGACUACUGCCUGCGGAGCGGGGCCGGGGAGGGCCGCGGCCCGCAGGCCCAGCUCGUCCCCGGGGCGCCGCCGGAGUGUUUGGACAAGCUGGGGCGCAGCAGCUCGCCGUCUCCCCAACAAGCCUUAUCCCCCCACAACGCCGGGCAGAGGGCGGAGCGACCCUCCCGGCCCCCGGCGCCCAGCCGCCGCGCGUCCUGCUGCCCCUGCAGCCCCUCCCACUCCCCCAGCGGAAGGCAGAGCUUCAGCUGUGAGAAUUCGGAGACGUGUCAUGGAGAAAAACAGAGGAAUAAAGCGAACGACGAGUGCCGCGUGUUCUACAUUCACAACCUGCCGAGCGGCAUCACGCAGACGAUGCUGCGCCGGCGCUUCGAGGCUUUCGGAGAGCCGGAUGAAUGCAAGGUCAUCAUAAAAAACAACGAGCGUUGUGGCGUUAUCACCUACCGACAGGCUGAGAGCGGGCCAGGACCACACAGGAGACGAGAACAGUCCGGCUUCGGGGGGCUGCGCAGGUUCUGCAGGAAGCGCUACAUUGACCUGGAUGAGGCUGGCCCUGGCCCGGUGAAGAGCAAAUACGAUGCCAUGGACUUCGACACCCUGCUGAAGGAGGCACAGAAGAGCCUGCAUCGCUGACAAGCCUUAAACCCAAUGAAGACUCACUCGCCUCAGUACCUCAACCAGGGCACCCCUCGUAACUGUUUACGUUUUUAACUUGGGGGGGGGGGGGGGGAAAAACCGAACAGACCUUUUCUCUGGAAACUGAGGAGGGAGGGAGGUAGAAGGAGAAGUUUACACUGAACACGAAGCUGCUUCCUGUGUGCGUGUUAUCAGAAUCGCCUCGGCCCCCGUUCCAGAAGAGAAACGGCGGGGGAGGGGGGUCGCGCAGCGUAGCAACAGCACUCUUUCCAUUGGUCGUUGUGACGUGCGUUAAUGUGUGUGUGUGUGUCGAUUUACUGUCGGUGGGUUCGCAGCCGCGUUCGCCGCCACGUUUGUCUUUGUGACCAAACUGCUUUGACGUAGCCAGAAUUGUGGAUGUAAAAAAAAAAAACCAACCCGUGUGCAUACUACAGUAUAAAAUAGAAAAUAAAAUCACAGAAAAGCAAUUGACAAGUUAGAGUUUACAAGUCUUGGGGGGGGGUAACUUCUUGUUUUGUAAUUUUAGUGCUUCCUUAAUUUCAUCUAUGCACUCGUGACAAGGUAAUUGUCUGCUCUUUCAAUCCCCGUCCUUCCCCGUCUGUGGCUUGGCUGCUGGUCUCCAGCAGGGGGCGCUGAGGGAGUCCCCCCCCCAUGGCUCUUGCUGGGACGAGCGAUAAUCGACUUGAGAAAAACCUGGUUGACGUUUUUUUUUUUGGAACAAGCAGCAUCGAAGAGUACGUGUGCAUUCUGAAGUGGCUCUAGUCUUGGGGGGGGACCAUCAAGGUUCGUCUAGUAUCUAUAGACUGCUGCGGCCACGUGGAUUGAAUGAAUCUAACCUUUGACGUUCAGAAAUCCUGUAGAUGAGGACCAGAACCAGGACAAUUUUGUGUCGAAGACGACCAGUACAUGAACACUAAACCAAAUAGCAGAGAAAGACCGCUUUCGAAAUGCUUUUGUUUCUAAACGCUCCUUCACCCUUCCGCUUUCUGUCUUCAGGAAAACCCCAGCAGCGAGGUAGUAAUUGGGAUAUUCAAGGAGCCUUUUGCCCCUGCUGCUGUCCAUCUUCAGGCAUCACUGUACAUCGUCAGAGCUCUUUUGCGACAGUAGCAGUCAGCCUCUGGAUCGCUGCGUUUCCGAGAGAGAAUAUUUCUUGCGUUCAGUGGCGAGAACCGGGAAAGCCAGAGAUUCUAGAACUGUCCUUGCCCCCAGGAAUCCAGAGGGGUUUCUCUACCUCGUUUACAGCCUGUCUCUCUCUCUGUCUUUCUGUAGCUCUUUCUUUGCCAACUCGGAGAGCACUUGCCUUGUGGCUGAACUAGCUCUGUCUGUGUGUGUGUUUCUGCCCGUCUCUGUGUACGGGCGCUGAGACUGCAGGGGACUCCUACCAAUUUUCCAACUCGCUCGCUGUCUCCGUCUCUCCAUUUUCUUAGCCUCCUGCCGGUCCUCCUGUCUCAAGAUCCCAACGUGCAGUGUAGCCCUUUGUACUUGUGAGGGAGGUGGGGUAAGGGAGGGACUGUACUGUAUGUGCCCCUCUGUUUUAAAUGUUCCUAGCCUGCCUCCAGCCACCCCCAAAAUCUUUCUCCCUCUUCCACAUCUCCUCUCCUUUUACAAGGGAAUGUUUACAUCACAUGGAUUCUCCUUCUUUAUUAGAACGCACACUAAGUACAAAGACGCCUUAUUCAGUGUUCGCAGUACCCUACUAGGAGGUGCCGUGCUGGCUUACCUUAGUAGGUUACUUAUUUAAAAACUACAAGCAUAUUUAGUGUUAUACAUACUUCAAAAAUUAGUGGCAUCCAUGUUUCGUCAUGGACCACAAUGUCCUGAAUGAGCAUUUGUACUUAGUAUGUAUACUACUAAAUAGUGAGAGAAUGUGCAGGUUUACAUAAUUAACCAGGUUGGAAUGGCAUAUCUAUGGUGUAUAUAUGGAACCAUGCCUAGACGUAACAUGAAGUGUAUUGUUGUGUACUCUAUGGCUCUGUGUAAAUGUAUUUAAUGAUGGUGGUAGGUAAUAAUCCUAAUUUAAUGUAAGGGGGAGAAUAUGCCUAUUGAAUCGUGGCUUGGCCUGUCAAAACACCGGUAUGAGAAUGCUUUUAAGCAGACAUUAAACUAUUGUAGUCUGUAUUUUUAAACUGCAGUGGAUGAGAAGUUCAAAAUCGUGCUCACAAACUCGUAAAAUCCCAGCUGAUGGCAAAUGUCCUCUGCUCCAAAAUCAGCCUUUUCUACUGCGGAAAGGCAUAACAUUUUAAAAAAAUAGUCAAUUUGCUAUUGAAUAGCAUACUGUGUGUGGAUUAGAUGAACAUGGCGAUAUUUGAUUCAGCCUGGGCCAUAGAAUUCCCCAUUUCGGAAGGUAGAGGUUGGUGUAACAAUUGUGUGUUCAUCAGCUGGAUAGCUACUUGUUUGAGUUUUGGUCAGUUAUAAUGCUAAUUUACGUUACCGGCACUGCUGGUAUCAAAUUUUAACUUAGAAGCAAUUACAAUGAAUUCUAGGGUCUGUGCUGGUUUUGACUGAAUUUUAUUUUAAUGAAGGUCUUGAAAGAUUUGUGUAAAAGGAAAAAAAAAAACAUUGUUUACUUUUGCCAUACCAAGGUUCAGGAUGUCAGAAUGUCUGAAUCCUUUUUGGCAUUAAAGUACCACAAAAAGGGAUAAAAGUAAAAAAUGUAGUAAGGAGAGCCUUAAAAUAAUUGAGUGAACAUAAAGCUACAAAUUGCUUUUAUCAAUACUGUAUAAUCUCCUUUUAAAUGUCCUGUGUGUUUAUAAAUCACAAAAUAAUUAAAACUUUUAAUACAGCCAUAUUAUAAACAGUAUAUAUACAUAUAUAUUUGUGUGUGUGUAGAUAGAUAUAUAGACGAAUAUAUAAUUUCUUACUGAAAGCUUUAAUGUUGACCACUGUCUUCAUUUUAAAAUUAUUGAUCAUUUCAAGCAUAAUCAUUGGUCUUUCGUGUGUGUGUGUGAAACAGCAAAAAGAUUUCCAAACAUUUUCACGGGCUGCUCAGAAAGAAAGCAAUGCAAAAUGUGUCAAAAAAUACUUUCUGUUCAUCAGUAAUCUCACCAAAAAACUGGCCAUCAGCUGACUCCUCUGAAGUCCAAUCGUAACCAGGGUCCAAAAUCAAAUUAACGUCUUUCAAACGGCGUUUUAACACCAUGCGCCCCACAGCCGUGUCAAACAAUGACGUACUGUUUCCCCCCUAGCAGAGUUACAUGGGAACGCUCCCAAUUAAGAUUCCAGUCAAGAUCUGAGUUAAUUGGAUUUUGGAUCCUGCCUGAGUUUCCUGUAACAGUAGCCGGUUUAGUGCGACUUCCUGUUAGGGACAUGAUUGAUGAACGAGGUUGUUUCUUUACAGGCAAAAACGCUUGAAGGAUAUUCUGAGCUGUUUUUUUGGUGUUAAAACUGGUUUCCUCUCUUGGAGUUUUGAAUGCCUGCUGUGCGUCUCGGGGUUUUUUUUUUCUGCCGUCAAUCUCUGAAAUCGCCGUCGGUCGUUGUUUUCAAAUGUGAAACGCCCGUGCAACUUCUUGCCGGAGAGAGUGGACUGUCCCCAUGCUGGGAGAGAUUCUGGUCAAGUGGUUUGUUUGUUCAUAUCUACUGUACAUCAUUUGAUCAGAGGUGAUCAUAUGACCACGUUUUUAUCCUCGGAACAUCCUUCGGAAGUACAUUCGCAUCAGUACUCUCUCUGUACUCAAGGUCCAUGGUAUGACGUGUAUUAAAAAGGGCAUAUUUUUUUACAGUUUUGUGUCUUUUCAUCUAACAAGACGUUCGCAACCUGAUUUUUUUUUAACAUUUGUUUUGGUAUACAGUAUUUGACUAGUAAAGGUUUAUAUUUUUUACAUACGUUGGUUUUUAUUUUAUUUUUAUUCUUUAUUUAAAUGGCACUUAGCUGGAAUGUCUUUUAAUCCUGUUUCUUAUCCAAAUCGUGAGAUUUCAUACGUCUGGGAAGUGUGAAGACAAAAAUGCAUUUCUGUAUUUUUUGAAUCGUUAAAAUGCUCUAGUUUCAUAGAUAAUUUUACCAAAAUAGCUGAAAUUAUCUGAUGUGAUAAAUUCUAUUUUAAGUCAUGUAAAUAGUUUUAAAAGAAGAGAAACUGGCUUCCUUUUAAACUAAAGAAAAUUUCUCUGGAGAGAUUGUUUACAUUAUUAAACUGUAGAGAUGUUGCUCAUAAACUGUAAAAAUAAAUAUAUUCAUUGAUUUCUCCUCCAAAAAAUAAAAACCUUAAUGAACAAC
Lepisosteus oculatus (spotted gar) is the source of this 6804-nucleotide messenger RNA. RefSeq names its product peroxisome proliferator-activated receptor gamma, coactivator 1 beta (gene ppargc1b). Gene Ontology annotation, cellular component: nucleus. Gene Ontology annotation, molecular function: RNA binding; transcription factor binding. NCBI's taxonomy places the organism in Eukaryota, Metazoa, Chordata, Actinopteri, Semionotiformes, Lepisosteidae. Gene Ontology annotation, biological process: positive regulation of transcription by RNA polymerase II. The record is from RefSeq and is a predicted model, not a curated record.